GCACCCCCCAACUCUGUUGCUUGACUCCCCACCUUGUUUCUGUGCGACAUCGCAGGGUAUCGUCCAGCGUCGGUGGCAGUAUUCUCAGAGCGGAAGCAGACCCAAAACAAAGGAACUGGUUCCUCGAGUUCUCAGGCUAUUAAUUUCUUAAACUCAUGGUCAUCGUUGAAGAAACGGAAGACCAUACCUUGGCAUCGCGCUCAACACCUUGCAACACGAUGUCGUCGUCUGGAAAAACCGAUGCAACGGUACAUGUCCACAAUGUUACUCAGACAGACAUCGAGCGAGCAACAGCCUAUUCGCCCACUACACUGUCUGCCGAAGCCCCUGACCCCUUCAGUUUACGAAAUGGAGUGAAGACUGAAGAUGAAUUGUCCCAGCUACGCCAACGUCGGAAGAACCUAGAAAAUUUCCACCGCAGACAGAACAAUCUCAUAUCAUACGUCCUGACACCUAUGGAUGAACAUACGGAGCAAGCCAAAGUAGAAACAGAGGCUUCCCGACUACCUGUCAAAAUUGCUGUAUGGACCAGUCUUAUUGCUAAUUUUGCUUUGUGUGUUCUACAACUCUACGCGGCCGUCUCAUCAUUGUCUCUCUCUUUGCUUGCUACCGGCAUCGAUUCCGUGUUCGAUAUUGGAAGCAAUAUUCUGUUAUUUUGGCUGCACAAAAAGGCCUCCCGUCUUGACUUGAAGAAAUGGCCUGUCGGCGGAUCACGUCUCGAAACUAUUGGAAAUAUUGUCUAUGGCUUUCUCAUGGGCUCCGUCAACCUCGUCGUCAUAGUCGAGUCUGCGAGGACCCUCAUCACGCGCGAGAGCGACGAGGAUGUGAAUGCACUACAUGUCCCCUCUCUGAUAGUCGUCGGAGCCGCUCUCGGUGUCAAACUUUUGUUGUUCUUGUACUCUUACACUCUGCGAAAACAUUCCAGUCAAGUCCAAGUGCUUUGGGAAGACCACCGAAACGACUUGUUUAUCAAUGGCUUCGGUCUUCUCAUGUCUGCAGGUGGUAGCAAAAUACGAUGGUACCUGGAUCCGAUGGGAGCAAUCAUUAUCGCCCUGGGAGUCAUCCUUUCUUGGACACGAACUGUUUACAAACAGUUCGAACUCCUCGCUGGAAAGUCUGCGCCGCACGAGUUCUUGCAACUCAUCAUAUACAACGCUACAACAUUCAGCAACGAGAUCGGCGGUGUUGACACCGUUCGAGCGUACCAUAGUGGACCCGAUUACUUCGUCGAAGUGGACAUCGUCAUGGAUGCCAGCACGCCGUUGUGGAAAGCUCACGACAUCAGUCAACAGCUACAGGACAAGAUCGAGGUUCUCCCCAACGUCGACAGAGCCUUCGUUCAUGUUGAUCACGAAACGACUCAUGUUCCCGAACAUCGAAAGUACAUCUAAUCAAUGCUAUAACGAGGAAUGAAGAACGAAAACAACCGCGAGACCUUUCAUGCAACAUUCAAGUUCUGCUGCCUUUCAAACUAUCUUAUACGAAGAGUUACUAUAAGCAUAGUAUACCCUAGUCACGCCAUCUACCAUCACAAUAUGUAAAACGUAUCGCGCAGUGCAGUUUACGACCUGACGAUAUAUCUUUCAAUCUUCCAAUUUCCAUUGACGUAUCCGUUCG
Somion occarium is the source of this 1617-nucleotide messenger RNA. The record is from the annotation of a GenBank genome assembly. NCBI's taxonomy places the organism in Eukaryota, Fungi, Basidiomycota, Agaricomycetes, Polyporales, Cerrenaceae.